Molecule: messenger RNA, 2189 nt
Organism: Gamsiella multidivaricata
Lineage: Eukaryota; Fungi; Mortierellomycota; Mortierellomycetes; Mortierellales; Mortierellaceae
Exons: 1
Coding region: 332-2029 (565 amino acids)
Cellular component (GO): nucleus
Source: RefSeq, a predicted model, not a curated record
AAAGCAAAAGCAACUCCAUCUUCUCUAUCCCUCAGCUCUCGUUCAUUCUUCCUUUCUUUCUUUCUCUUGUAAAUGCAAAAACAACAAAAAGGAGCAUUCGUUCACUAGCUUCGCAUUCAAAGGUGUAUUUUUCUUUACUUUCGUGUUCCGCUUCAAUACCGUCUUCGUAUUCGAUCCCACAUCGUCGCCUGGAGCCUUCUUCGCACGGUCUUUUCAACAGCUUUGCUUUGCCCGCCGGAUUUUUUUCCUACGGAUCAAUCCCCUCUUCAGCUCAUUUUAGGAUAAUCCUCGCAUUUUUUACGCAAUUACAACAGCCCAUCUCAGUUCAGCCAUGCAAGUGUGCAAAGACACCUCCACGUAUCAGCACCAUCCAGCAGCACCAUUUACCAUGUCAGCCUCUCGCUCGAACUCACAUUCGCACUCACACUCACACUCACACUCAUACUCGCAACCGCAACCGCAACCGCACCGCCAGAACCCUCAAGCCCAAUACCCCUACAACCCAUACCCACACCACCAGGACCGCCAUUCCUCGCAGGGGCCACUCUACAUCCUUCGCGAUCACACCACUCUUUCGAACAGAAGCAGCAUCCAAGAGUUUCCUUCAACGUGCGGGGACUCGAGUGAUCCCUUGGCACCACCCCAGAAUAUACUCUUUACAUUGGAACGACUGUUGAUGGGCAUCUCCCCCUUCCCACCGACCAUUCCCAACCUCGCGAAACCGACCUGUCCGAUCCUGGAUGACCAGUCCAUGGCCGAGUCCUCAUCUUCCACUUCAACUUCGAGUUCGCCCUUGUCGGAUACUGCUUCCGAGCCGGCCGAGAUAGCGAAUGGACCAACGCCCCUGGGCGGACCGCAGCAGUACCACUACGAUAAAGAAGAGCAACACGCGCGGCAACAGCGUUCACCACAACAACAGCCCUCGAGCCUUCAUUUCCAGCGCCAGCACCAAAGCCAAAGCCAAAACCAAAGCCAGAUUCACACCCUUACCUUCUCCUCGCGAUCGACCUCACCUACGGUAGCGUCGCCCUGCAGCCAGGCUAUAUCUUCACCAGUGAUGACGACGAUGGAUUCAGUACGUGAACUCCCAUACUGGAUUCCCUCGACUCCGACUCUGCAGGUUGAACAUGAUUGGAGCAAUCAAUCAAGUCCCUUGGCCCCGACGAUCUCGCGGCAGCCACCACCACAGCCCAGCUCUCCUGCUUCCUCUACUUCUUCGCAGUUGGCAUCGUCGGCAUCGUGGGGGCUCUCACUGUUUGAGCAGAUGAACCUGUCUGGACAACCACAGAAGCAGAGCUCAUUACAGUAUCAUGCCACGGACACGAACACGAACACGAACACGAACACGAACACGAACACGAACACGAACACGAACACGAACACGAAUACGAACACAAAUACGAAUAUGAGGGGAUAUAGCACUUAUCCGGAUGGGAUUGUGAGGAGGGCCGCGCGUACGCCAACUCGGCGGAAUCUUUCUUCAGACCUGUUUAAGAUCCGGGCCUAUGAUUCCCCUACAGCCCACGGCCAUUAUAAUCAUGCGCAGCAUUCAUAUUGCCGACAACACACAUUGGGCUGUGUUCCUUCUCGUUCUUCUUUUUCUGCCUCCCCCGGGACUUCUUUUCCCAACAGAAAAUCCGGCAACAAUGAUAUCAACACCGGCAGCAACAGCACCGACACUACAGCCACGAGCGGUAUGGAACUACCUAAUCCAGGCCAGCCCAAGGCACGCGGCCUCCACAAGUCAUAUCCCUGUCCGACCUGUUCGAAGCCCUUCCCGACGCGUACACAGCUCAAGAGCCAUAUGGCGAUCCAUGUUGACGACUUCCCGUUCCCGUGUCUGUACGCGGGGUGCGACCUGCAUUUUAAGCGGAAACAUGAUCUGAGGAGACAUGUGGAUGCGAAACAUGCGCUCGUGAAGAAGUAUCUGUGCUCCGGGGGUUGUGGAGAGGGCUUUGGAAGGAGGGAUCAGAUGAUUCGACACCUUAGGAGGGGUGCUUGUGGGCGUAGGGGGGUCCAGGUAGAGUAGAAGAUAACCUUGGGCGUAGUCGUUUUGGAGGUUCACAUAAUAAAAAGAACUAUUGAAACAAAACGGAACAUGAUUCCUUUUUAUGCAUGCAGACACAGAAGGAAAAUAAAGAGCAAUGUAAUUGGGGUUGGGAGCACACCCUCUUUUCUCCGCCCUGAAA